UGAAGAAUGAGGAACAGAAAAUCAAACCAAAUUAACUUGCACAAGUGAAACCAGGAAAUAAACAGGACGAAAUAAGACAAUAAUUGCCAUAUUAUUUGCUGAAAUGUAGACUGCAUUAUUCACAGAGUUAGACAGGAGCUGCUGGGACAUAAACACACGCACCAGCGCUUCUUCACACCUUCAAAACUUAAAACUUUAGUUUGCUACACGCUAUGACACACUCAUUAGCUACCAGUGCAUGAAAUCACAUGGAGGUGCUCUUGUGCUCACAUGACAGUCUGAACCAUGGCAGGAGCGAUCAAUGAAGGUGUUGUUCCUCUUUUAGGCUCAGUUCCUGCCUAUUACAGGGAAGUAUACGAGGCCAUCCGCUGUAGGACAGAUGAGAGAGUGCAGGUUGAAGUUUUUCAGCGGUUGCUCCAAAGGGCUGAUCUCUCCAAGGCGGUUUUAGGCCAGAUUGCUGAGCAUGUUGACUCCACAGAUGGAUUCCUGAGCAAGCUGUCACUCUAUAAAGCGCUCGCUUUGAUUGCUCUUGCUCAGCAAGGAAAGCAACCAAGCCCCAACCUCUUGGAGAACUGCAUACAGGAGUUACCAAAACCUCAGCUCGGGGAGCCGAGGGACUUGAGUGCAUUGAGGAUGCAGCCAGCUCAAGAGGACGUACUGACGGUGUCCCAGACGCUGGACAAACUGCUGGUCAGAGACACAGUCCAGGUGGAACUCAUACCCGAGAAGAAGGGAUUGUUUCUCAAACAUGUGGAGUACCAGGUCACCAGCCAGCGUUAUAAGAUAUCAGUUUAUCGGCGCUAUAGUGAUUUUGAUGUCUUCCAUGAGGUUUUGCUUCAGAGAUUUGCCUACAGAGUGGUGCCGGCACUGCCACCUAAAAGAAUGUUAAAGGGAGUCCUGACCUCCGUCUCUGAGCGUGAGUUCAUCGAGGGGAGGAGACGUGCUCUUGGCAGAUUCAUUAACUUGGUGGCACGGCAUCCCUUCUUCUCAGAGGAUGAGCUGGUCAAGACCUUUCUCACCUUCAAUGGCUCCGAUGUUCAGACUAAGCUGCGUGACACUUACAAGAAAAUGGGCGAUGAGUUCAUGACCAACAGAAUCGCAACCCUGGCAAAGGAAUAUCUCCCCGCUGACAUUCAGGCUCAGUUCUCGACAAGCAGAGAGCUGAUUAGAAAUAUUCACAACAGCUUCCACAAGCUGCGGGACAGAGCUGAGAAAAUGGCGGAGCGCUCUAGAGAGAAUGCAACUGAUCUUCUGAUGUUUGGCAGAGAGCUCAGUACACUGGGCUCAGAUGCUUCGUCUCUUCCCUCCUUGGCCUCUUCACAAAGCACCUGGGGGACCCUCCGUCAGUCUCUGAAGAGUCUGUCCGUGGAGUUCGCUGUGCUAUCUGACAAAGCGGCUCAGCAGGGCAGACGGGAAGAGGAUGAUGUUGUGGAAAAACUGAAUCUUUUCCUGGAUUUGCUGCAGUCGUACAGAGAUCUAUGUGAGCGCCAUGAGAAGGGUGUGCUCCAUGAGCACCAGAGAGCUCUGCACAAGUAUAGUGUGAUGAAGAGGCAGAUGAUGAGCGCCACGGUGCAGCCCAAAGAGCAGGCAUCUGUGGAGCAGCUGGAAUCCCGAAUUGUUCAGCAAGAAAAUGCCAUUCAGACCAUGGAGCUGCGUAACUACUUCUCCCUGUUUUGCCUUCAUCAAGAGACACAGCUGAUCUUCAUCUACCUUCCAAUCACAUCCCACAUUUUGGGAGCUUUUGUUAAUUCUCAGGUCCAAGGACACAGAGAGAUGGGAGAAGUGUGGAAUGAACUCCAGCCAAAGCUCGGAUGUCUCUUUGGUGGCAAUAACGGAUUGAAACCCCCCAUCUGAAACCUAAAUACACAAGGUGGAGGGAGAGAAACACUGCCGCUAAUGAGGAUCAGAAACUGGAAAAUAACUGUAGAAUGCACAACUGUUUUCCUUCUACAAAGUCGUAUAUUACACAAUAUAUAUUCCAUUCAGUGUAAAUGGAUUCUCAACUUCUGCAUUUAUUUUGGGUUUGAUCAAUCAUGUAAGACAGUGGGCUCAUAAAUCUGUCAUUUCAUGCUCUGCUCGAUGAGGAAUUGAUGUCCAUUUCCAAUUCAAGGAAGGAAAAUCCUCUAAAUGCUAUUUUACAAGGGACCAGUCAGCUUGUCAGACGUGACAGUAUAUUUAUGCAACUCAUUUCCUAAAGCCUCUGUUUAUAACUUAACCUCCUAAGAAGUUUUAUACACUAAGAGAGUUGAGUAAAAUUGCGAGGGACUGAAAGUUUUACUUUAUUAAAGGAUGGGACUUUUUUACAGCUCCAGACAUGAAGGUUUUUGGUUUGACUUACUGAAUAACUUUAGACCAAUGUAUUUUUGAUACAGAUUUGAGCUUAUAAGGAUGUGUAGUAGCAUACUUUGCAUUUUUAAUGGACAAUUGUGCUAUUUCUCUUACUGUUAUUGUGUUUACUUAUAUGUAGAGCAACAUCUUUGCUUUCUGCUUAAAUUGUUUGCAAGACUCCCAGUUUUAUUUUAUAAGCUAUUUUGAAAGGCCUACACUCAAAGUGUACAAUACUACAAAGGGCAGAGAUUUAUUGAUAAAAACGAGUGGCAUAAUGUCAACAAUAACACUAUAAUCUAUUGAUUUACUACCAAAGACAUAUGAUAUAAAUUCACUAAAAUAUACAGCUGUGCAAUAAAUCACAUAACAGAUCAAAUUAAAACAUUUAAUUAUCACCACCUUCAUUUCUUUAAUUACACUGUAAGGUUUUUGGCCAUAUCACUUAAUAGAUGAAGACUAUUUUUCAUAGUUGCAGACAUCAUAAUUUAAAUUUGUUCGAUACUGGAUAUUGUUGAAUUUUCCAUAUACUAUUAGACUUCUACUUUUCAGAUAUUUGGCAUGAAAACAAUGAUGCACAUUUUUGUCUUCACACAUACAGUCAAUCAGAACAUGAUAUAUAAAACUCAAAGGGACAGUUUGCCACAUAUGGGCUCAUGUUUUGGAAGUUAGCUCACAAAUUGUCACCAACUGAUGUCAUCUCAAAUACACAAACUGACUGUGUUGAAAUGAAAGAUGCCAAUAUGCAAAUCAGGAUAUGUAUAUAUUAAAAUUAAUUGUAUGAAUAAACUGUAAAAGUGUGUACAGUAUGAAACACGUUUGUUUUGGCAAAAAGUAUCGGGAAUCAAGUUAACUUGCAAGGAAUAUGAAACCCAAUAAAAUGCUUAUUGUAGAUAUUGUAAAUAUUUUAUUGAAGAAAUCCUUGCUGAAUUAUGUUAAAUCAGUUAUCCUGAAAAAUAAAAUGAGAUUUCUUUCAGUGUA
Siniperca chuatsi (mandarin fish) is the source of this 3306-nucleotide messenger RNA. RefSeq names its product sorting nexin 8a (gene snx8a). Gene Ontology annotation, biological process: retrograde transport, endosome to Golgi. NCBI's taxonomy places the organism in Eukaryota, Metazoa, Chordata, Actinopteri, Centrarchiformes, Sinipercidae. Bases 286 to 1854 code for a protein of 522 amino acids. The transcript is spliced from 14 exons. The record is from RefSeq and is a predicted model, not a curated record. Gene Ontology annotation, molecular function: phosphatidylinositol binding.